UGUAUAACGUUGUUGUUAUAGAUUCACAUGAUGUGUUACGGUAUCGGCUAAGUUUUGAAAAUAAAUCAUGGACAAAGUUGAGUCAAAGGAAACCAAAGCAUGGAGAGGAUCGUUGUUGUUAAACUUUGGGGACGGUGUCGGUGUCAGUUUGGAUGAGUUAGGGAGGGAAUAUGAUGAAAUGAUUACUACGUUUGAAGAACAGAAACAACGACUGCGACAAUUUAUCCCGAACGGGGCAACACUAUCCGAGGACCAAGUCACCCUCACCCCCCCAAGAAGCCACAGCCCCACCCUUAGUGCGUCUAGUACUUCCUCCAAGAAGAUGAAGAGAGGAAUCUCGGCAUCGGGGCUCAACACGCUAAGGAGCGCACAAGCAAGUCUGAAGAAGAAGUUUUCACGCUCCCAUCUUCAAAAAUCCCCCCUCGUUGAAAGGAAAGCAACAGGUUCUAAAGACGGUAGAUUUGAUUCGGACACCGGGAGUUUGGACAGCGAGGUUUUUAUGUCAAGCAAAGGAUCAAGGAAAGCAAGCGAAGAUUCCAAUCAUAAUAACUCAACACACCAGAAGGAUGAAAAUAUAAAGACAUUGGAUGUAAAUGACACCAAACCUCCGGUGUCUCCAACGAGGGAGAGGUGCGCUACAGUCAACACUUCACAUAAAGUGAUAUUGACACCACCUGUGUUGGUGGAUGGUGAAGUAAGGAAGGACUUCCAAUAUCUUUCCCCCUCCCAUACAUCAAGGUUUAACACAAUGGACACUUCAGAUAGAAGGAAUAAGAAGGUUUUUCGGUCGGGUAGUUUCGCUCGUUUGAUCGGAAAGUCAGAUUGCGUGGGUGGUAAGAAACAACGAAGGGUGGAGGAUGAUUCUCCGCUUAAAGCUUUGUAUAAAGCUACUGUGCAACAUUCAGAUGAGAAUAUUAACAAUAAUAACUACAGAACUGCAAACAUUGUAUUAUCGCCUGGUUGAUGUCGACACUUAUCUUCCAUAAACACCCAGCAUAUGAAGACGAGAUUUGAUUUAAGAACUGAAACUUUUGGGAAAAAAUUGGCGUCAUUUUGUAUUCAGUAUUGUGUUGUUGUAAUUGGCCAACUGUGGUCUAAACCUGAGGUCCCAUGGCAUGCCUCGCUGUAGGACCUCACCCAGUUAAACUACAAGUAUUUAAAAGCAAGAUUUUCCACCUCUUUAAUUACUUUAUCUUCCCAAAAGUUUCUUAUAUUAAGUUUGUAUUAUAUUUUACUACCAAAGGUAUAUAUGUUGUCCUGUCUGCUUAUGUACACGGUACUUUAAAGAUGUUUUAAUGAAAUAUGAACAACAACAAGUAUUUCUAGUGAAUAAUAUCCAAUGCUUACAACAGUCCAUAUAACUUAAUAUUGCUUUCAUAAACGCCUUGCUUUAUAAUUAAAACAAUCCUAAAUAUCGAAAGUUAAUAUUAUUCCUUUAUUGAAUCCAAGGUUCCUAAACUUUACACCACAGAAAUUUAUUUGAAAAUUAUUUUUUUAUUAAAUUUUAUAUACUGUAACAUCUCAUGAAUUUUCACUCCCUAAUUUGCAUUAAACUGCAAUAUAAAAUGAAAAACAAAUGAAAUAAAUCGUUGACUUAAUUAUUUUAAAACUGAAUAUUAUGGUUUAUGUAUAUUAUUUUUUGCAUUUAAAAAUGCACCAUAUACACUAAACUAAUUUGGGACCAACUUAUGGGAUUACAGCAUAAAGUGACUGCAUUGUUUAAACUGAAUAUUUUUCAACACUUUUAUUGUUUUCGAAUAAAUUUGAAAUUCUCUUGA
This is a messenger RNA of Ciona intestinalis (vase tunicate), 1778 nucleotides long. Lineage: Eukaryota; Metazoa; Chordata; Ascidiacea; Phlebobranchia; Cionidae. The record is from RefSeq and is a predicted model, not a curated record.